CAGGGCCGCCGGUGCGCCGCAGCCGCAGCCGCAGCCGCAGCCUAGCCCCGAGUGAGGGAGGAAGAGCCGAGGCGGACGCGGGCCCCGGAGCCCCGCGGGCCGCCGCCCCCGCCGGCCGCACAGCAGGGAGGAUGCGGACGGCAGCGAGAGCGUGCGCGGCCACGUGACGGCCGCUAUAAGAGCGCAUGGGGCAGACGCUCCGCUCCCCGCCGUGCCUCCUCGCUGGCAGCGCUCCCUCCUGGUGCCGGCUUCUCUGAGCCACCAACCUGCGGCUACCCCGGCCGCCUGCGCCCCCGGCAGCACCAUGACAGAUCAGGCCUUUGUGACACUGACCACAAACGAUGCCUAUGCCAAAGGUGCCCUGGUCCUGGGCUCAUCUCUGAAACAGCACAGGACCACCAGGAGGCUGGUCGUGCUCGCUACUCCUCAGGUCUCAGACUCCAUGAGAAAAGUUUUAGAGACAGUCUUCGAUGAAGUCAUCAUGGUAGAUGUCUUGGACAGUGGCGAUUCUGCUCAUCUAACCUUAAUGAAGAGGCCAGAGUUGGGUGUCACACUGACAAAGCUCCACUGCUGGUCACUUACACAGUAUUCAAAAUGUGUAUUCAUGGAUGCAGAUACUCUGGUCCUAGCAAAUAUUGAUGAUCUUUUUGAGAGAGAAGAAUUGUCAGCAGCACCAGACCCAGGGUGGCCUGACUGCUUCAAUUCCGGAGUCUUCGUUUAUCAGCCUUCAGUUGAAACAUAUAAUCAGCUGUUGCGUCUUGCUUCUGAGCAAGGUAGUUUUGAUGGUGGGGACCAAGGCAUACUGAACACAUUUUUUAGUAGCUGGGCAACAAGAGAUAUCAGAAAACACCUGCCCUUUAUUUAUAACCUCAGCAGCAUCUCUAUAUACUCCUACCUCCCAGCAUUUAAAGUGUUUGGUGCAAGUGCCAAAGUUGUGCAUUUCCUGGGACGAGUCAAACCAUGGAAUUAUACUUAUGAUCCCAAAACAAAAAGUGUCAAAAGUGAGGCCCAUGAUCCGAACAUGACUCAUCCAGAGUUUCUCAUCCUGUGGUGGAACAUCUUUACCACCAACGUUUUACCUCUGCUUCAACAAUUUGGCCUUGUCAAAGACACCUGCUCAUAUGUAAAUGUGCUUUCAGACUUGGUCUAUACACUGGCUUUCUCUUGUGGCUUCUGUAGAAAGGAAGAUGUCUCAGGAGCCAUAUCACAUCUGUCCCUUGGGGAGAUCCCAGCUAUGGCACAGCCAUUUGUAUCCUCGGAAGAACGGAAGGAGCGAUGGGAACAGGGCCAGGCUGAUUAUAUGGGAGCAGAUUCCUUUGACAACAUCAAGAGGAAACUUGACACUUACCUCCAGUAGAAACACUGCAUUUUUCUGUGAACACAUUCACUUCACAAGCCUUGUUUCUGAUACUUAGUAUCUAGAGCUGGGUUGAAAAAAGUCUGUUACAGUUGCUAGAGGUUUUCAUUAAAACUUAUCAGAUGAGAGGUUUUUUUAGGAUAAGAGGUGAGAACUGGGCAAAAGUUGUGAAGCAGCAAUUCUGUUAUAUGGACAGUGUUCUGCUUUAAAAUCCUAUUUAGCUUGUUUCAGAAAUUCUUUUGUUGACUGCCAACAUACAAAGUAAGGAAAACUCAAUAUUAAGCUAUUAAGACAGCUGUAUCAAUUCUUAAAAUCUGCAGAGCCUGCUUCAAAGUCAGUCCCUCCCUUCAGAAGCAGACAUGGCAUCUGUUCCUUGCUUGCUUGUUGGUUGUGCCUACCUUUCACGAGACCUGAAUCUUAGAAUUGCCCAGUGCUGCCAGUGAGUGAGUGUAAUUCUGCUUUCAGGUAAAGAUAAGCUAUAUUAACACUGCUGAGUGAUUCAUAAACGUAUCAGCAAAUACCUUUAACCCAUUUUAUUUCCUGGUCUUAGUGUCUGAAGAUGCUCACCAGUUUUCUAUGUACAGUAAGGCAGCAUGCUAAAAUGCUUUUGUUCAGUUCUGUAUAUUUGAAAAUAGCAGCGUGUUCUCUGAUGGUUACCUGUGGUGGCACCCUGUACAAAAAAUAAAGACUUACUGCUGUA
Molecule: messenger RNA, 2057 nt
Organism: Macaca mulatta (Rhesus monkey)
Lineage: Eukaryota; Metazoa; Chordata; Mammalia; Primates; Cercopithecidae
Gene: GYG1
Product: glycogenin 1
Molecular function (GO): glycosyltransferase activity
Source: RefSeq, a predicted model, not a curated record